This is a messenger RNA of Nylanderia fulva, 1187 nucleotides long. Its product is annotated as ribosome biogenesis regulatory protein homolog. Gene Ontology annotation, molecular function: protein binding. The record is from RefSeq and is a predicted model, not a curated record. Lineage: Eukaryota; Metazoa; Arthropoda; Insecta; Hymenoptera; Formicidae. Gene Ontology annotation, biological process: ribosome biogenesis. Gene Ontology annotation, cellular component: nucleus.
UUUUUUCACAUGUCGCGAAUCGCGAAGAAAGGUUUCAUUCUAUGUAAUUCGAUUGUGAUUACACGUGGUUAUAUUAUAAUUGUUUAAAAUGGAUCUUGUCAAAUCAAUAUUGGAAAAUGAACAAGAAAAAGCCACAGAUCCAUCUAAAUCUACAUUAGUUCAUAAAGAGAUAGAGCUUGACAUUGAUCUGGGAACUUUGCUUGUAUCCGAUUAUAAUGCCUUGAAUAUCAAAACUCUCAAGUCGAAAUCAGACUCAUAUUUAAAAAAUUUAACGAGGGACAAUGUGCAGUUGCUAAUUAAUAAAAUCUGGGAACUGCCAGUAGAACGGGUGGAUGAAACUAUAAUGGUUAAAUUGCCCAAGCCUGAAUAUGUAUUGCCACGUUCACGUGUUAUUCCAAAACCUAAACCUUUGACAAAGUGGCAACAGUUUGCUAAGGAGAAAGGAAUACAGACCAAGAAAAAGGGUAAAUCCAAACUGAAAUGGGAUGAAGAAUUAAAAGAAUGGAUUCCUACAUAUGGUUAUAAACGAGCGAAAGCUCAGGAACAGAAGGAAUGGUUGGUAGAAACCAAUGAUAAUGCUGAUCCAACCAAUGAUCCAUUUGCUAAAGCUAAAUUAGAUAAAAAGGAAAGACAAUCCAAAAACGAAUUACAAAGGCUUCGCAACAUAGCUAAAGCGAAAAAUAUAAAAUUACCAAAAGUUGGACUACCUACUAAAGAUCACUUCCCAAAUCCUCAACAGCUUUCUGAAGCUGUAACUAUAGCACGUACAUCGACUGCAUCUGUUGGAAAAUUCCAGCCUAUGCUACCAAAAGAGAAGGAUGCAAAGGGAAUUGCUAAAGAAGUGCCUGGAAUGAAAAGAAAGAGAAAAGCACUUCCAUUAAAUGUUGUUGAAGAGAAAAGUCAAAAUAAAAACUUAGUGGAUAGCAUUUUACAAAAGAAAACAAAAAUUCUCCAUGAAGAUUAUUCAACAGGAACUGCAGAGAUAAAACAAUCUGCAACAAGUAACAACAAAAAGAAAAAAGGUUCAUUAAAACAGAGCAAAGGUGCUAAAAAACCUAAAGCAGGAAAAGGCAAACGAGACUUGCACAAAAAAGUUGGUGGUAGAAAACGAAGAUAAAAUGAGAUGUUUGUAAUAUCUAAUGAUACACACAAAUUAAAUUUAAAUAAAAAUAAAAAUAAUGAAAUUA